CAGGCUCACCGACCUGCGCAGGUCCUCGACAAACGCUCCGCGCUGCUGUCCAACUUCGAGGUGCUUACCCUACUCAAAGAGCUCGAGAGCGACCACCUCGCCCGGACUAAAACGGCUCUGCGCAUAAAGAAGGAGGAAGAAGCUGCAGGGAACCACUCCGCGCGGAUACAGCCGUCAGACGACAUCUGCGAAAAUCUCAGGACUAUUGAAGUGGAGGCCAUUCAACACCUGUCGGCGGACUACCAGCCCACCGUGUCGCAGACGGAGGCCGGCAUUGUUCAGCUUACGAAGAGCCUCGGGCAGUACGACUUGACGAAGGCGGAGAAACUCCAGAUCGUCAACCUCGCCCCGACGGAAGCCGUAGAACUCUAUGUCAUUGUUGAGGAACUGGAAGAUCGCUUCGGAACCCAAAUGGACGACAUCCUCGAGACCAUCAGAUCGUCAUUGUCGGGUCCGGCGGCUCCGCUCACGAACGGAGUGCACGGGAAAGGCGCAGGCGCAGGCGCAACGAACGGCGAGAUUGUCUAUACCGAGGACAUGGAGAUGCAAGACUACGUCGAGGAAGACGGCAACUGGGAGUACGACGCCAACGAGGAUGUUAUGUUCGACGACACCGGCGAGGGUGCAGGCGUGGAGGGCGAUCUCGACGUCCAGGACGACUGA
Molecule: messenger RNA, 663 nt
Organism: Rhodofomes roseus
Lineage: Eukaryota; Fungi; Basidiomycota; Agaricomycetes; Polyporales; Fomitopsidaceae
Product: HRDC-like protein
Exons: 2
Biological process (GO): transcription initiation at RNA polymerase III promoter
Cellular component (GO): RNA polymerase III complex
Molecular function (GO): nucleotide binding
Source: RefSeq, a predicted model, not a curated record